CUGGGGCUGGGACUCGCUUUUAUGUCCAGUUCGGGGCAGGAAAGGGGGGGGCGGAGGGAGCGGGGGGGUUUCCGCAGCGUGGGCUGAAUGUUUUGAAAUAUUCAGCUUAUAAAAGGGGUCAAGAGUUCCCGGCACAAACAGCGCGGGAGGAGGAAACAGCCCGGCCCAGCUGCCGGCCCUGGCACCAGCCGCCGGGGAUUUUAAUGCCGAAGAACUUCAAGUUUUUGGCAAAAGAAAGCUCCGGCAAAUUCUAUCCCCGCCCUCCCGGCGUGGGGGGCCGGUCCCCGGAGGGUGCUGGGUGCCAGCUCAGUGGGUGCCCAGGGACACAGACCCGUCACCCCUGCCCGAGGGGGUCCCGCAGGGCUGGGGGGGAUGGCAGCCGCGGGGGCGGUGUCCGGGAUGCCGGUGGCCGUGGCAGCCCCGCUCCCUCUGCCUUUCUCCCCGGUGCCACUAAGCGGAGCCACCGCCCCGGCUCCCGCCCGGUGCCGGCGCCUCCCCGAGCUCGGAGCCCCAUCCCGGGCUCGUCCCCAUCCCCGGAGCCUCUCACCGCGCCCCGAGACCUCGCUGCCUUCCCCCCUUGCCGCGAUGGCCACCGUGGCUCCCCACGGCUGGCACCGAGCAGGGCUCCAGGGACACCCCUCGAGGGGCUGGCGCCCACCCUCUGCUCCUUUCCCUGCCCCAGGAGCUUUUCCAGCCCCGAGCUGCCGCGUUCCCUUUGUCCGGCUGCCCAGACCCCCCCAUCUCCCCGACCCCCCAGGCCAGUGGUCAGCGGGUGGCCGGACACACCGGCCAGGAGGGGGUCGGGCUCUGGGGGUCCCCGGGGCUCGGGUGUCCCUCUGCGGUGGUGGCUUCGCCUCCCCGCUGUCCCCACGUGCUGGUGGCACAGCUGGGCAGGGUCGGGGCAGUGUGGUGGCGUCCUGGGAAGGGGCUGAGCCCGGCUCAAAGCCGGGAUUUUCCGCAGGGAGAGCAGCUUAAUGGCAGCUUGCAGGGAUUCGGGAUUUCCGCGUUAAAAGCGCCGGGAGAUUUCUGCCCGCUUAGGGCCAAAAAUGGAACAAGGGCACCGUGGGGAGCCCGGGCUGCUCAGACCCGGGACAGGACCGUGGGAGGGUGGUUCGGGGGAACAGGGGAGUGUGGGGUGCAGGGAAUGGGGUGCAGGGUGGGAUGUGGGGUAGGGCACAGCCGGGAUCCUCUGCAGGGUCAGGACAGGGGCAGGUGGGGCUGGGGGCUCUGCCAGGAGGGGCUGGGAGCCUCCAGAAAGCAAAGGGAGCUGCACCCACCUCCCCAGGCCCAAAUCGGGGAGAGAAGGAUCCUGCUUGAGGAGUCCUUGGCACAAGGCUCGUGCUGGGGGUGUCCCUGGGGGCACUGGUGAGCGAGGGUCCAGGACUGCCCCGAGUCACCCCCUGAGGAGCCCUGGGGUGCCACGGGCAGGGCAGGCACUCCCCGGCUCACAGAGCCCGGGGGGGCUGGUAGAGCGCUGGGGCGGUGAAUUUUGGGGUCACGCACCCCCGUGGUGUGCCCCCCCCCCGCUUGGCCACCCCUCGGGUCCCCACCAGCCAAGGCAGGGGAGGGGGCUCUGCCUGCCAGAGGGGCCUGGGGCAGGGGGCACCCCCCGCAGCACAGGGGGGCAAGGGGUUAUCGGGGGCUCGGCGGUGGAGGCAGCCCGGGCUGGGGGCGGCCCCGGGACCCCCCCGGUGCCCGGGCACGGUCCGGGCUGCGGAGCGGUGCGGGGAGAGCUCGGUCCCGCCGCUGUCCCCGGCCCCGCCCGGCUCUUUGUCUCGCCUCGUUCUCCCCCCCGACCUCCCGACCCCCUCCCGACGCCCCCAGACCCCCAUCCCUGGACCGACGGGGGCUCGGCGGGGGCUCGGCGGCCCGGGAGGGGCCGGGGGGCUGCGGGGCGGAGCGGGGGGCGGCGGGCGAGGGAGGAGGAGAAGGAGGAGGAGGAGGAGGAGGAGGAGGAGGCGGCGGGGGCGGAGGAAGCCGCCGCUCCCCGCGCUCCGCCGAGGCAGGAGCAUCCCGGAUCCCGGGGACAUCCCCCCCUCGCCGCCGCUGCCGCCGCCCCCCGCCCCGGGGCCGCCGCUGAGGGUGCAGGCACAGCCCGGUGGGACCCCCGCUCCUGCCCAGGACCAUGAUCCCCCCCAAGGAGAAAGCCCGCGCCCCCAAGGACAGCAUGACGCUCCUGCCCUGCUUCUACUUCGUGGAGCUGCCCAUCGUGGCCUCCUCUGUUGUGACGCUCUAUUUCCUGGAGCUGACGGACCUCUUCAAGCCGGCCAAGGUUGGCUUCCAGUGCCAUGACCGGGCGCUCUCCAUGCCCUACGUGGAGACCAACGAGGAGCUCAUCCCUCUGCUGAUGCUGCUCAGCCUGGCCUUCGCUGCGCCCGCCGCCUCGAUCAUGGUCGGGGAGGGCAUGGUGUACUGCCUGCAGUCCCGGCUGAAGGGCCGCGCCGGUGCCGAGGGCAGCAUCAACGCUGGUGGCUGCAACUUCAACUCCUUCCUGCGCCGCACCGUCAGGUUUGUGGGUGUCCACGUGUUUGGGCUCUGUGCCACAGCCCUGGUGACAGACAUCAUCCAGCUGGCCACAGGCUACCACGCUCCCUUCUUCCUGACUGUCUGCAAGCCCAACUACACACUGCUGGGCACGCCCUGCGACGCCAACCCCUACAUCACCCAGGACAUCUGCUCAGGCACCGACAAGCACGCCAUCCUCUCCGCCAGGAAGACCUUCCCAUCCCAGCACGCCACGCUCUCGGCUUUCGCUGCCGUCUAUGUGUCGAUGUAUUUCAACUCCAUCAUCUCGGACAGCACCAAGCUCCUCAAGCCCAUCCUGGUCUUCGCCUUCGCCAUUGCUGCUGGCAUCUGUGGCCUGACCCAGAUCACCCAGUACCGCAGCCACCCCGCCGACGUCUACGUGGGCUUCCUGAUCGGCUCUGGCAUUGCCGCCUACCUGGCUUUCCAUGCUGUUGGCAACUUCCGUGCCCCAACGGAGCGUGUCCCGGCGCAGGCACCGGCCAAGGACGCGCUGCGGGCGCUGACGCAGCGGGGCCACGACUCCGUCUACCACCAGAACAAGUCGGUGAGCACGGACGAGCUGAACCCGCAGGCGCGGCUGGAGGAGGCGGCACGGCCGGUGCCGCGUGAGAAGAACUCGCUGGGCAGCCUGAAGCGGGCCAGCGUGGACGUGGACCUGCUGGCCCCGCGCAGCCCCAUGGGCAAGGAGAACAUGGUGACCUUCAGCAACACCCUGCCCCGCGUCAACACCCCUUCCAUGGACGACCCCGCGCGGCGCCACAUGACCAUCCACGUCCCCGUGGACGCCUCCCGCUCGAAGCAGCUCAUCACGGAGUGGAAGCAGAAGUCGCUGGAGGGUCGGAGCAUGACGCUGGCGGAGGAGGCGGCGCAGGGCCGGGCCGUGGGCGAGCCCGGCGAGGAGGUGCCCCCCUCGCUGUACCCCACGGUGCAGGCGCGCUCGGCCGAGCGGGCGGCCAUGGGGCCCCGCGUGCUCAUCCAGCCCCGGCCGGGCGCCUCGCAGCUGGUGCACAUCCCCGAGGAGAGCCAGGCAGGCGCCGGGGCCGCGGCCGGCAGCGGGGCGGCCGUGCGGGCCAAGUGGGUGAUGGUGGCGGAGAAGGGGGGAGCGCAGAGGGUGGCCAACCCCCCGCGCCUGAUGCAGGUCAUCGCCAUGUCCAAGCAGCAGAGCCUCGUCUCUGUCACGCCCAAGCACUCGGAGACGUCCUCGUCCUCCACCAGCUCCGACUCCUCGCAGUACCGCUCGCCCUCGGAGCGGGACAGCUCCAGCAUCAUCACCAUCGACGCCCACGCCCCUCACCACCCCGUGGUCCACCUCUCUGCUGGCAAUGGGCCCUGGGAGUGGAAGUCGGGGCCGAAGGGGCCGGAGGGGCCUGACACCUACGAGCUGGGUGAGGUGGGGAAGGAUUUCCACGGCUUCCGCCCAGCCAAGAGCGCCGGCGUCUCCCCUGGCUCCUCUGUCAGCGACAUGGAGCAGGACGAGCUGCGCUACGGCAGCCUGGCCGCCAUCCCGGGGGCAGCAGGGGGUGGUGGGGAGCGGGGGGAGGCCCCCCCCGAGGGGCUGCUGGCCACAGCCAGCCGCGACUCCACGCUGCGGAGGAAGCCGGCCGAGCGGGACGGGCCGGCGGACAGCGAGGUGGACCUGUACUACAAGAAGAUGCAGGCAGGCCGCAGGUUUAAGGACUGAGCCCCGCUGCCUUGCCGGGGCCCCACGGCCCUGCCCUGAUCUGGGGGGGCUCUGUGAUGCUGGGGUGGCUCUGCAGGGGAUGGCAGGAUGGGCUGGCUUUGCUCUGGACCAGCACGGCCACGCUGCUCCUGAGCCAGCUGAGACCCCUCUGGGACCCCUGGCAUGGGACCCUGCUCCUGCUCGGGCAGCUGGUGGGGCUCUGCCCCCCCAAGGCUGUGGGGCUGGGCAGCUCCAAGCACUUUUGACUUUCUUUUUCUCUCUAACACUGGUGCUGACAUUUCCAAGGGGUUAUUUUAUUCCGGCUCUGGAAGUGGAUGUCUGUAGGGGGGCGGGGAGGGACAAAUGGUGCUGAAGGGCUCUGGGGGGGACUGGAUUAAGGGGUUUACCAGGGGGAAGAGGCUGCUGUGGAGCAGCAGGCCCUAGCUCAUGUGGGGGUUUGGGGGUCCUGUGACACCCCCCAUCCUGCACCACCGGUCUGUGUCAGGGAGCCUGAGGGUGGCCAGGCUGGGAGGGGGGGUCUGCCCAGCGCCGUGGCUCUGGGCGUGAGAGGCUGUAAAUACUGCAGGGACUGGAGAGAGGGGGGUGUUGGGGUGGGGGUGCAGUGGGGGCUGAGCUCUGCCCCGGGAGGAGCAGCCCUGGGCUGCAGCUGAGUUUGGGGGGAGCAGGGAGGGGAUCUCCAGGCUGCGAAUGUCGGGCAACAGCUGGAGCUGCUGUGGUUUGAAAAGCAAAUAAACACGUGGAUGUUCC
This is a messenger RNA of Passer domesticus (house sparrow), 4954 nucleotides long. It is a transcript of the gene PLPPR3, whose product is annotated as phospholipid phosphatase related 3. Gene Ontology annotation, biological process: signal transduction; phospholipid metabolic process; phospholipid dephosphorylation. Gene Ontology annotation, molecular function: phosphatidate phosphatase activity. Lineage: Eukaryota; Metazoa; Chordata; Aves; Passeriformes; Passeridae. Bases 2126 to 4207 code for a protein of 693 amino acids. Gene Ontology annotation, cellular component: plasma membrane. The transcript has 8 exons. The record is from RefSeq and is a predicted model, not a curated record.